AUGUCUGAUUCUCGUGUCUGCAGAGAUGAACACUACCACCUAUUGCCUGUGGUGAGGAUGUGCUUGAAGCGGGACCUGAGGACCCAAUUUGAGACUAAUAUUAGUGUUGGAGUUUGUUCCAGGAUUUCUGCUCUUCUGGACUAUGCUCUUCCUUUAAAGCAGAUGAUAGCUCAUUUAUUGGUUAAACAAGGUGCAAAUGAAGGAGUUCAUGAAACUGCAUCUGGGUGAAAGCCGUAAUGUUUUUAUUCUAGGAGAUGCUGAAGAAAUUAAUUUCAAAUCUCUUUAGUUUUCGGUUGAGCAGUUCUGAAACAGUCGUUUAAUGAUACAAUUUGUGAGAGCUCAUCAUACAUUGAUGAUAAUAUGUCGGGUGCAG
Ilex paraguariensis (yerba mate) is the source of this 373-nucleotide messenger RNA. NCBI's taxonomy places the organism in Eukaryota, Viridiplantae, Streptophyta, Magnoliopsida, Aquifoliales, Aquifoliaceae. The record is from the annotation of a GenBank genome assembly.